AUUGUAAUAUCUAUGGCGUAAAUACUCCAUUGUCUUAAACUCUUUGGAUGUACGAACGAGUGUGAGCGAGACGAAUGUACGGAGAGUGAGAAAGAAGGAAGGAAAGGGGAUGGCGGCAAGACGGUUAUGAGUAAGUGUGGCUCUGUAUUUUAUAAAAGAAGAAUAAACAUAUUGUUGGAAGAAACUGAUUUUCCUUGCGAAGCCCCGUCCCUACAAAUUUUGGGGGCUCGUCCGGGAUAAUUAUCUUCGCGGUGGACGGUGUACUUCGUGAGAAAAUCUCAAUAAGACGUACGGGCACACGCGUACGACGACGCCAUUGUACCGGCCGGCGUGUUUCAAGAUUCAGACGGGAUCAUACGACGGAAACAUGCCGAACUACGGCAAAGAAAGACGUAAAAGCCGACAAGACGACUAUGAAGAUUGUGAUGACGACAAUAUCACGCAUAACCCGACGCACAUGUUGCAAAUGACGGCGGAGUUGGUGCCUAGAUACAGCGGGAGAGAUAAUACCUAUCCCGUGUCACGCUGGAUUGAAGACGUCGAGAGCAACGCGGAAAUAUUCGGUUGGUCUCCGUUGCAGCAGCUGCUGGUGGCACGAAGGUCACUGACGGACACUGCGCAGCUGUGGCUCAGAUCCGAACGUCCGUUUAAGAGCUGGGACGACUUGAAAGCAGCGAUAUCGAAAGAAUUCCCAGACACCGUGGACAUCAAAGCUAUUCACGAACAAAUGAGUGCUAGAAAGAAGCGGGUGGAUGAAACAUGCCUCGACUAUAUGCUGAUCAUGAAGGAGUUAGGCAAGCGUGGCAAGAUGCCGGACUACGUUGCGAUUAAAUACAUCGUUGACGGAAUCGUGGACGUAGAAACAAACAAGAUCAUGCUUUACGGUGUUACAACCUAUAACGACUUAAAAGAGAAGCUUAAAAUCUAUGAAACGAUAUCAAGAAAAAUGCAGAGUGCUGUGCAGCAGAGGCGUGCAGUGAGUACAAGCAAGCAGCAGAGUGAUCGACGAGGGUCGUGGAAGAUUCGGUGCUAUAGCUGUGGAGAGACUGGACAUGCAUCAACUGAUUGCCCGCAUAAAAGCAAAGGUAUGAAGUGCUUUAAGUGCAACCAAUUCGGCCAUGUUGGAUCGGCUUGCACUUCGACUGCGACGGCGAAUCGGAAGACUUCGGAGGAGUUCGGUAAAUCUCGGCAAGACGACCACAGACAAAAGAAGAGCGCUAUGUUCGCGGCUGACAUCACUCGAGACUGCGGCGCCUCCAGCGGUGAGCUAUGGAACGAACUACAAGACUACCAACAUCAUGACAAGAAGCGGACGAUGUUCACUACGUCAAACUCCAUAGAAGGCAGCGCCCCUAGCGGCUCCAGUACGAACGACGACGAACCAAAGAUGGCGACAUUUGUUUACGACGAGAUGUCAACAUUGUCAACCUCUCAGAUCAACAAAACGGAGGAGAAAAAGCCGGUUAUUGUGUUGACAAUGAAUGAAAUACAGCAAAAAGCGUUAGUUGACUCCGGCAGCGACGUGAAUAUCAUAUCGGAGGACGUUUACAUCGAGUUGGGAAAGCCCAAAUGUGAGAAAGAUGAUUUGGUGCUAUCUGGAAUUGGACAAGGAACAGUGCGUUCGUUGGGAAAGUGUCUCCUAAACCUGUCCCAUGAAAGAUCCAGCUUUGAGAGAGGAAGUCAUCGAGUGUAUACAGAAGUACAAACCGGAACAGACGGAGGAAGCACCACUGCAGCUCAAGAUUGUGCUUAAGGAUGAGGUACCUGUAGCACUACGACCGCGACGACUGGCACUUAAGGAGCAGGAGAUU
Molecule: messenger RNA, 1811 nt
Organism: Ostrinia furnacalis (Asian corn borer)
Lineage: Eukaryota; Metazoa; Arthropoda; Insecta; Lepidoptera; Crambidae
Exons: 2
Coding region: 368-1753 (461 amino acids)
Biological process (GO): proteolysis
Molecular function (GO): nucleic acid binding; aspartic-type endopeptidase activity; zinc ion binding
Source: RefSeq, a predicted model, not a curated record